AUGGAGUCCAUGUGCGGCAAGUUUCCUUUGGCGAACCGACCCAAGUUGACUCGUCGCAAGAGGAAGAAUUUGAGCCUCACGCCCGGCGCGUCGAUCACUAUGCCUGAUAGGCCACGAAGAGGGGGGAGCUCCCCUACAACGGAGCCCGCAAAUACAUCGGAGGAGACGAUUACUGGUACAUCAUCUACUACCCAGGCCUCAUCCACAUUUCUUUCUGUUCCUGGCCCCCAUAGGAGGGCGAAGGGGACUAAGCAAAGUCGAAAGCGUGGUGGAAACCCUUAUAGUUGGAUGUCUUCUGAUGAUAACCCUUCGUCUCCAACAACUGAUGAGGCCCUUCCCAUCACUCCUCACUCGGAUAUGUCUUCAACUUUCUCGGCAUCUCCUCCGCUGUCAGCUCGACCACUGCAGUCGCCCGUAUUUGGACGAAGAAAUGCAAUAUCCGCUGGCCCUCGUGGGGCACAGAUUGGGUUUCUUCCCGAAGGUCGCAGCUAUAGCCCAGCUGGUGGGCCUCUGGUCCCAACUAGUACUUGGCCUCAAAUGACGGGGGGACCAAGUCAUUUUCCUGCUAUGUCAUUCGAUGGGCUUGCUCAUACACAGUCUGACGGUGCCCUUUCUACCCAUAGUCGGGUCCUCGAUCAACGUAUAGGUGCUGAGUACAAUCAACCUAAUCUUGGGUUGCCUCAAAAUAUUCUGCCCUAUGAUAUCAGCCAAUCAUCAUCUUAUUCAACGACUUUUAUGAGGCCUGUCGUACCCGGCCAAUCUUGUCAACUUUUUGAUCAGCCAUCCGGAGAUCGUACUGAGCCCUCCCUGCCUACUCAGACCUUCAUUUGGCAGGAUUUCACGUCAAACCAUCCGCCUAUCAACGGGGCCGAAAAUCAUCGUAUCACCAAUAGUAAUUUCGAUCCAGAACUACCCAAUGCUAUGCUUCCUCCCAACAUAGUUACAACAGGUUACGGCGGAUCGUAUGUCAAUGUGAAUUCACCCAAUCCAGAGUUCAGUUCCUCGAGACUUUCGACUGAAUCUAUGGCUACAUUUAUGGCCGGCCCGGAUACCGAGAGUCCUUCGCAGGGUAUUUCUAUGGGUCCUUACCAAGUGCCCACUCCUUCAUCGCACGAGAACGUACAUUCUCUUGCCUCUUUGGCGUUCAAACGCUUUUAA
Messenger RNA from Rhizoctonia solani, 1158 nucleotides. RefSeq lists its product as uncharacterized. Lineage: Eukaryota; Fungi; Basidiomycota; Agaricomycetes; Cantharellales; Ceratobasidiaceae. The transcript has 3 exons. The coding region runs from base 1 to 1158 and encodes 385 amino acids. The record is from RefSeq and is a predicted model, not a curated record.